UAUACAGUUGACUCUCUCUAUCUCGACUACCCUCUAUCUCGAACAUCUCUCUAUCUCGAACCAAAGUCUCGGUCCCUUGGACAUUUUUGUAGGCUCUAAGCUAUUUUCCUCUCUUUAUCUCGAACCUCUCUAUCUCGAAUACCUCUCUAUCUCGAACCAAAAUCUCGGUCCCGUCUGACUGUUUCUCUCUCUAUCUCGAACUUUUCCGGAUUUAAGAACCUAUUUACACUAAAAAUCGAAUUAAAACGUUCCAUUUUCGAACGAAAAUGUUUGACGUUCGAAUUCUAAAGUCACUCACAAAACAUUGUUUACAGUGUUUUGAACCAGAAACCUUCUUGAGGUGAAGAUGUCGGCUUUAAAAAGAAAACUCAAUAACGUUUCUUUAAUUCAAAAAUGUCAAAUAAUUCGGGAAAUCGAGAAAGGAAUGUCAAACAAGGAGGCAGCAGAAAAAAACGGGAUCCCCAAAAAUACAAUUUCAACUUGGAUGAAAAAAAAACAUAAGAUCCUACAAAGCUUGGAAGAACAAAAAACCGCGUCUGGUUCGAAAAAGGUUCGAGGCUGUGAUUAUGAGCAGAUAGACAAGGCUGUUUUCAAAUGGUUUACUGUUCAAAGAAGCCAAAACAUUCCGAUCGAUGGCAAUUUGAUAAAAGAAAAGGCACUCAGUUUUGCUAAAAACUUUGAUUGUUCAAGUUUCAAGGCUUUCGAUGGUUGGCUGGACAAAUGGAAAAAAAGUGCAACGCAACUCUGGGAAAUUUUAAGAUUUUUGACAUAAUUGAAAGAAUCCAUAGCAAGGAACUCAUCCAUUGUGGUUCAAGAAAAACUUUUGAACAGAACAAGAAGAUCAGUUAACGCGAGAUUUAAAUGCCAGGUGGAAAACUUUCGCGAAACGAAAUCACGACCUAAUGCAACGUUUGCUUUCUGAGUCUUGCGACGAAAAAAAAAUCCUUUGUUGAAGUAUUCAAAAGGCAGUGGUUCCAAGUUUCAUUGGGCUGCAUUUAAAUCAUUACGCGAAACCAAUCCUGAGUUUCAUGAUGAAUAUUUGAGGAAUAGUGAAAAUGUACCCAGCGGUUUUGUACAUUUUCUCAGAAGCAACUUUUCUGAAUUAGGCAUCAGUGCAACUUCCCAUAGCCGGAUUGGAUACAUAACGGCUAAGUUUAAAGACUUAUUUGAUCGAAAUGAACAGUAGUAGAUUUCAUUAUACAUGUCCUACAUUAACAAUUAUUUAUUACUAUGUUCUUUGACUUAUGUUAUAUUCAUGUAUUUGUUAAAAAAAUUCGGCAAGAAUACUUACUGUCUUUAUCAUUUGUUAUCUUUUCUUUUGGAGAAUGUGGAUAUUUAAUGUUUUUAAGAUCACCAAGUCUAAUAUGCAGGUUUUUAAAGUUUCAAAGUUCAGCAGACACCCCAACCCAUAUGAUCCAAGAAGGUUCAGGAAAACGUAGGUAGAGGUUAUAUGCCUGCCCAUGUUGUCCAAAAAGGUUUAGGACAAUAUGGGUAAAGGUUUUAUGCCUGCCCAUGUUGUCCAAAAAGGUUUAGGACAAUAUGGGCAGAGGUUAUAUGCCUGCCCAUGUUGUCCAAGAUAGUUUAGGACAAUAUGGGUAAAGGUUAUAUGCCUGCCCAAGUUGUCCAAAAGGGUUUAGGACAACAUGGGUAGAGGUUAUAUGCCUGCCCAUGUUA
Messenger RNA from Hydractinia symbiolongicarpus, 1674 nucleotides. RefSeq names its product tigger transposable element-derived protein 4-like. Gene Ontology annotation, cellular component: nucleus. Gene Ontology annotation, molecular function: DNA binding. The transcript has 3 exons. Bases 347 to 772 code for a protein of 141 amino acids. The record is from RefSeq and is a predicted model, not a curated record. NCBI's taxonomy places the organism in Eukaryota, Metazoa, Cnidaria, Hydrozoa, Anthoathecata, Hydractiniidae.